Ceutorhynchus assimilis (cabbage seed weevil) is the source of this 667-nucleotide messenger RNA. The record is from the annotation of a GenBank genome assembly. Lineage: Eukaryota; Metazoa; Arthropoda; Insecta; Coleoptera; Curculionidae.
CUGGAUUGAUGGACUAUAUUUCUAAUCUACGCAUCUUAUCUUCGAGUGCUUGAACUUGGUCCCCAACUUCUUGUCUUAAUUGCUGAACAUCGGCUUUGACCUCAGCUUUUACUCCCUGAACGUCGUUUUUAACUUCUUGAACAUCGAUUUUGACUUCAGUUUUUACUUCCUGGACGUCGUGUUUAACUUCUUGCACAUCGUCUUUAACUUUUUCAAUCUUCUGGUCUAGGUUAGCGACAGUUCCUUGUAUGGUUUGGAAUAUCUUCUGUAGUUUUCCAAGGUCUUCUUGCCGUUCUUGUUGUCGCCUAGCUUCUUCUUCUUGUUUUUCUUUUUGUCGUCUGGCCUCUUCUUGUUGUCGUCUAGCUUCUUCGUCUUGUUUUUUUUGUUGUCGUCUGGCUUCUUCGUCUUGUUUUUCUUGUUGUCGUCUGGCUUCUUCGUCUUGUUUUUCUUGUUGUCGUCUGGCUUCUUCGUCUUGUUUUUCUUGUUGUCGUCUGGCUUCUUCGUCUUGUUUUUCUUGUUGUCUUCUUCAACUUUUUGUUCGUCCAUUUUGGCUUGUUGUCUUGUGUUUCUUCAAAUAUCUUUUCUGGUCUUUGCUCGAAGUUCUAAACACGCCGAAUAGAAUGUUCUGGAAUUUUCUUGAAACUUCUUUUCUAGAUGUCGAUUGAUA